This is a messenger RNA of Linepithema humile (Argentine ant), 1684 nucleotides long. RefSeq names its product venom serine carboxypeptidase. Gene Ontology annotation, biological process: proteolysis. Lineage: Eukaryota; Metazoa; Arthropoda; Insecta; Hymenoptera; Formicidae. Gene Ontology annotation, molecular function: serine-type carboxypeptidase activity. The record is from RefSeq and is a predicted model, not a curated record.
CGUGUAGUCAAGCAAUUUCACAGCGAGACGCGGCAUCAGUCGCAACCAGCAACAUGAUCAGUGCAUUCGUUCUAAUUUUGAGCACAUUGCUCUUUAUAUUAUCACACGAAAGUGCAAAUGGAUUCAUGAAAAUAUAUCCACAAUUAAAAGGAUUUCCCCUCGCUGAAGAAACAAAUCCUGGUGCGCCGCUUUUUCUGACGCCUUUAAUAGAAAAUGGAAAGAUUGAGGAAGCGCGAGUAAAGGCAAUCGUCUCGCAUGAAGAAAUGUACGAUGUUAGCAGUUACGCGGGUUAUCUCACAGUUAAUAAAGAAUACAACUCCAAUCUCUUUUUCUGGUUCUUUCCGGCUAUGUAUAAUCCAAAGAAUGCGCCAGUAGUACUAUGGCUGCAAGGUGGCCCGGGAGCAACUUCUAUGUUUGGUCUUUUUAUGGAAAAUGGUCCAUUUUUAGUGAACAAGAACAUAAGACUAGAGAAGCGGAAAUACUCAUGGAACUUGGGACAUAGCCUAAUCUACAUUGAUAAUCCAGUCGGCACUGGUUACAGUUUCACUGAUAACGAGAAAGGAUAUGCUACGAAUGAAUCUCAUGUAGGAAAAGAUAUUCACACUGCUCUGGUGCAAUUCUUUCAGUUAUUCCCAGAGCUGCAAAACAAUGAUUUCUUUGUCACCGGUGAAUCAUAUGCUGGCAAAUAUGUGCCAGCAGUAUCGCAUGCCAUUAAAGAAUUCAAUGCCGAAACAGAUACAAAAAUAAACUUGAAAGGCUUAGCUAUCGGCAAUGGAUUGUGCGAUCCUGAGAAUCAAUUGCUGUACAGCGACUAUUUGUAUCAAAUCGGUCUGAUUGAUUUAAAUGGAAAACAGAAGUUUCAAAUGUAUGAACAAAAAGGUCGCGACUUGAUUAAACAGAAGAAAUACGUCGAAGCAUUUGAAAUAUUUGACCUGCUCCUUAACGGCGAUUUAAAUAGCACUCCAUCCUUGUUUCACAAUUUAACUGGCUUCGACUAUUAUUUUAACUAUUUGAAUACAAAAGACGGCAAUGAUUCCGAUUGGAUGUCUGAAUGGAUUCAAAGAGACGAUGUUAGACAUGCUAUACAUGUUGGUAACAGCACCUUUCAUUAUGAAACCAGCGUCGUUGAGAAAUAUCUGAAAGCAGACGUCAUGCGAUCCAUAACAGAUCUCUUGACAGAUCUUCUGGAACACUACAAAGUACUUAUCUACAACGGACAAUUGGACAUUAUCGUCGCAUACCCGCUCACGGAGAACUUCUUACAACAUUUACAAUGGUCGGGAGCAAAGAAAUAUGCGAGAACGCCUAGAAAAAUGUGGAAGGUUGGAAACGAAAUAGCGGGUUAUACAAAAAUUGUUGAUAAUUUAAUCGAGGUUCUCGUACGAAAUGCAGGUCACAUGGUUCCUUCAGAUCAGCCAAAAUGGGCGUUAGACCUCAUCACGCGUUUUACUCAUAAUAAAAAAUUUAAAUAAUUAUGCGAAUGUACUGAAUAUAUGUAAUAAGAAUUCUCUCGAAAAAUUUUUUAUAAGAAUAUGUAUGUGAAAUAUUUAAUAUUUAAUAUUUAAAUAUAUUACGACGUUUAUCAGCGAUAUGUAAAAUACUCUGAAAAAUUUCGCCAAGACAAAAGAACACAGAUCUAAUUUUAUAAUAGAAAAAUUAAUAAAUUUAUUAAUAAGUAAAAAUA